Messenger RNA from Poecilia reticulata (guppy), 2486 nucleotides. NCBI's taxonomy places the organism in Eukaryota, Metazoa, Chordata, Actinopteri, Cyprinodontiformes, Poeciliidae. The record is from RefSeq and is a predicted model, not a curated record.
GCUUGGAAACAUCAGUUUGCGUGUAAUUAUUCACAGUGAGUGAUUCACACACUGAAAUAAAUGAACAUUUCCUUAAUGUCCUAAAAUAUUUAAUAAAACUGUAUGUUGAGAGGAGGCUCAAAGCGGAAAAUUCAAAGGGGAACUAAAAAUCGUUUACAGUUUCCUCGGUACAGCCAAAGUGAAACACACGGAAAGCUACAGCGCACACAAUGUAGCAUUAGCUCCUCAACAAGUUUGGUGUUUUAGGUAAAUAUUCCCGUGUUUGCAAUAAAAAUGCCUUCAGUUCCGCCUCAGAGAGAGUUUAUAAACGAGCAGGAAACUCCUGUUGAAGAAACAUUGACAGAGUUGAAAGAAAUCAACGUUAAAAUCGAGGAAGAGAUGGACGAUCAGACAGAAAUCAACGUUAAGUCCGAGGAAGAGAUGGACGAUCAGACAGAAAUCAACGUUAAAUCCGAGGAAGAGAUUAACAAUCAGACAGAAAUCAAUGUUAAGUCCGAGGAAGAGAUGGACGAUCAGACAGAAAUCAACGUUAAGUCCGAGGAAGAGAUGGACGAUCAGCUCAGACUGCAGGAUUUCAGCCCAAUACCGAAGAUCAUCUUACUCCGGAAAGGGCCUUUGGCACCUGCCGCUGCACCCAAGCGCAAGAGGAAGAUGCUAACCAUCGCUCAAAAGGUUGAACUCCUGGACAUGCUAAAGGAAGGGAAAAGCUAUGCAGCUGUAGGGCGGCACUUCGAGAUAAAUGAGUCUUCCGUUCGGUCCAUAAAGAAGGAGGAAAAAAAUAUAAGGACAACAGCAGCAGUAAGCUUUAACCAGAAUGCGAAGAGGGUGGUAACCGUCCGCAAUAAGACCAUUGUGAGGAUGGAGUCUGUAUUAGCCUUGUGGAUCAACGACUGCAGGAAAAAGAACAUCACACUGGAUACGAACACCAUCCGCACAAAGGCAAAAAAACUUUAUGAAACUUUUGCUGAAAACAAUGACGUUCCAGACAAUGAGGAGGACGAUGAUGCAGAGCCGGGACCAUCCAGCGCUUCUCCCACAGGACCAACCCCAUUUAAUGCCAGCAAGGGCUGGUUUGACAAAUUUCAGAAGCGCUUUGGACUUAAGAGUGUCUCUAUGCAUGGAGAAGCUGCCUCUGCCGAUACAGAUGGAGCUGAGGAGUUUGUGAACAAAAAAUUUAAAGCCAUCAUCGAGGAAGGGGGUUACAAACCUGAACAGGUUUUUAAUAUGAAUGAAACUGGACUGUUUUGGAAGGGAAUCCCUUCUCGCACCUUCAUAAUGAAGGACGAAGCUAAAGCCCCUGGGUUUAAGGCCCAAAAAGACCAUGUGACCGUGAUAAUGUGUGGAAAUGCCGCAGGAUUUAUGAUAAAACCAGGGCUCAUUUAUAAGUCAAAAAACCCAAGAGCCCUAAAACACAAAAACAAAAAUACGUUGCCUGUGUACUGGAUGCACAGGCCUGCCAAGGCCUGGAUGACAAAAGUGCUCACCUCGGACUGGUUCCAGCGCUGUUUUAUCCCGGAGGUGAAGUGUUAUCUGAGACAGAAAGACCUUGACUUUAAAGUGCUUCUGCUCAUGGACAAGGCAGGAGGCCAUGAUGCUGAUUUGUCGUACGAUGGCGUGCAAAUAGAAUAUCUGCCUCCAAACACCACAUCACUGAUUCAGCCUAUGGAUCAAGGGAUCAUCUGCGCUUUCAAAGCUCUCUACACCCGGAAUGCGCUGCAACAUCUGGUUGAAGCUGUGGACUCGGUCCAAGACUUCUCACUUAAGGCUUACAGGCGUGAAUACACCAUUGCAUCAUGUCUCCUAAAUAUUGAGAGGGCCAUUCAGGAGAUGAAGAGUGAAAAUUUGAAUGCCUGCUGGAAAAAACUGUGGCCAGAAGUGGUCCACAAUAAAGGAUGCUCUCCUUUUGAUCUCCAUCACUCUGCGGUAGAUAGAGCCGUGCAGCUGGCAAAGCAGCUCGAAGGAGAUGGCUUCACUGAUAUGACUCCUGAUUACAUAAAUUCCUUGAUUGAAGCCCCCUCACAACUGUUAACAGAUGAAGACCUGACAGAAAUGACAAAACCCACAAGUGAAGAAGAGGAGGAAGACGACACAAGAGUUGAAGAAAAGGAGGAGGUCGGACUAACACUUGAUCGCCUGGCAACCAUGGUCAAGAUGGCUAAUGAACUUCAGCGAGUUGCACAAAAGUGGGACCCCGUGAUGUACCGCUCUUUAAAGUUCUCUAAUAUCAUCGAAAGUGGCAUGUCGGUGUAUAAGAACAUCCUCGCCCAGAAAAAAAAGGAGCAACAGCAACUCCCAAUAACCAUGUUCCUCACUCGAAAACCAACACCCAGGCCUGCGGAAAGCAACGUUACUGAUGAGGGUGGGGAUGCAGCGCCAUUAGAGCAGCUGUAAUAUAUUUUACCGGAUCUCUCACAACAUUGUGUGUGUAAAGAGGAGAAGGUUCUCAAUGAAACAGAACAACAAAGGAACCAACUCAUCUCUCAUGG